Messenger RNA from Eutrema salsugineum, 1468 nucleotides. RefSeq lists its product as uncharacterized. Lineage: Eukaryota; Viridiplantae; Streptophyta; Magnoliopsida; Brassicales; Brassicaceae. The coding region runs from base 351 to 1265 and encodes 304 amino acids. Gene Ontology annotation, cellular component: membrane. Gene Ontology annotation, molecular function: metalloendopeptidase activity. The transcript is spliced from 8 exons. Gene Ontology annotation, biological process: CAAX-box protein processing. The record is from RefSeq and is a predicted model, not a curated record.
GAAGAGACGAGCUCUUGUCACAGUUUCAACUUGUUCUGAUGGAAAUCGCAAUAUGAUAUUCAGAUGAAAAGCUCAAAACUUUGAAAUCGGAUAAUUAAAUGUUACAACGAAAGUUUGGUUUUUUAUUAAUUUUGAGUGUACGUAGUCGGAUUUAGCUUGAGAUGUGUGAUAAACGACGUCGUUUGAAGCUGGAGAGACACAGACCUCUCCUUUCGGAGUUUGUCAUCAAAUACAGCCUUCCGACGCUUUCUCCAUCCUUCUUCCCCGUAAAACUCUUUUCCUUUGUUUGUUUUGGAAACAGAGUCUCAAUGAAUCUAAGCAAACAUACUUGAGAAGAGAGACGAAAAUCUAUGAUGGGUUUCACUGCUCUGCAAUCGUGGAGCAGAGGAGCUUCAACUUCUGUUCAUCUCCUUCGUCCAGUUUCUUCGAACCCCAAGCUGUAUGAUGCUCGAUCAGUACAAGCAAUCAAGUUUUACACUGUUUUUAAGUUUGAUGUAAGAGCCUCUUCGAGCCGUAAAUCACUUAAGAAACUCAGAAGAGAAUCUCAACAAGGUAAAGACAUAACCAGAAGAAAUGUUACGGAAGAAGAAGUAGCUCAAGUUUCUUCUCCAAGAUUUGAAGAAGCUCAAGUUGAUAUUUCAACUUCAAAGGACUCCAUUGAUGUUGUUGUUGCUCCUAGAGGCAAAGUGCUUCAGGCGUGCACUGUAACUUCCGGUUUAAUGGCUGCGUUAGGCCUGAUCAUCAGGAAGGCGUCUCAUGUUGCUUCGACUGAAGGAUUACGAGUCCCAGACUGCUCUACAGAUUUACCAUUUGGUUUUGAAACUUGGCAUCUCGGGUUGAUUGCUGGAAUCGUUGUGUUAAUAUCAUCAAGCAGGUUCUUGCUGCUAAAAUCUUGGCCAGAUUUUGCUGAUUCAAGUGAAGCAGCAAACAAGCAGAUCCUUACUUCUCUUGAACCUCUAGAUUACCUUGUUGUUGCCAUUUUACCUGGAAUUAGUGAGGAGAUGCUCUUUCGAGGUGCAUUGAUGCCUUUGUUUGGAACGAAUUGGAACAAUAUUGUUGGAGUUGGACUCAUCUUCGGUUUACUUCAUCUCGGCAGCGGAAGAAAGUAUUCUUUUGCAAUUUGGGCAUCGAUUGUCGGUAUAGUCUAUGGUUAUGCAGCGGUUCUGUCUUCGAGUCUUCUUGUUCCGAUGGCGUCACACGCGCUCAACAAUUUGGCCGGUGGUUUGCUCUGGCGAUACAGUUCCAAGCUCAAGUCGUUGGAGUGAAAAUUACACAAAUUUGAUAAAAGGGGCUUUAAAAAAAUUUGUACAAUUUUAUUGGAUCGUUUUGUGAAAUAUUUGUAGUAGAAGGUGAUUACCGCAAUUUUAAUGUACCAGCGUCUGUGACAGUCAGACUCCCAGAGGACAAAGUGAAAAUAGAUCUCUAUAAAUUAAUGACGUGUAAAGUCACAAAAAACCAAAUCAUAAAA